UUUCCUUAUCAGCCUCAACUACGACAUAAACGCCGGUGGCCGAAUUAAGUAACAGAAUUAAGUAACAGAAUUGAGGGGAAAGUUCGUCUCUCCUGCUAAAGAAAAAAAAGUUAGAGUCCUGACUCAACAAAGUUUACUUCAGAGAGCUGCGCAGGAAAAAAAAAACUUUUAGUGGGAUCCCAAAACUCGCAGGAAGUUUUGCUCGUUAGGACAUUCCUCGGGGGAUUGCAAAAGGGGCUUUCAUUCAGAUUAGUCUCUUGAUGCUUUUUCACGUGAAAGAGCCUUUAUAAGAGCGUCGUGUCGUGGCAGACGGUGGUACACGACACAGACACGACAGCAGGAGGAAGUUUUGUGCAAAGUUUUUUUGUUUGUUUGUUUGUUUGUUUGUUUAAUUUCGUGCAUUUUCACAACAUGGCAGCGUACACGCUACCGGAGGGCUUCACGGAGUUCGAUAUGUUUACAUUCGGCACGGCGCUGCUGGUCGGGGGUCUCCUGGGAUUCUUCCUCAAUGCCAUCAGCAUCGUGUCGUUCCUCACGGUGAAGGAGAUGAGGAACCCCAGCAACUUCUUCGUGUUCAACCUCGCUGUGGCCGACCUCAGUUUGAACAUUAACGGACUGACAGCUGCGUACGCGAGCUACGUCAGGUCUUGGCCGUUUGGUCAAGAUGGAUGCUCCUUCCAUGGUUUUCAGGGGAUGAUAGCAGUCCUGGCGUCCAUCAGUUUCAUGGCUGCCAUCUCUUGGGACAGAUAUCACCAGUACUGCACCAGACAGAAGCUCUUCUGGAGCACCACUCUGACGAUGAGCGGCAUCAUCUGGAUUCUGUCCAUCUUCUGGGCUGCCGUUCCUCUGAUGGGAUGGGGCGUCUAUGACUUUGAGCCCAUGAGGACCUGCUGCACGCUGGACUACACAAGAGGGGACAGGGACUACGUGACCUACAUGCUGACUCUGGUGGCGCUCUACCUGACGUUCCCAGCUAUCACCAUGUUCUCAUGUUACGAUUCCAUCCACAAACACUUCAAGAAGAUUCAUCACCACAGGUUUAACACCAGUAUGCCCUUGAGGGUCAUGCUGAUGUGCUGGGGCCCCUACGUCCUCAUGUGCAUCUACGCCUGCUUCGAGAACGUCAAGGUCGUGUCUCCAAAACUAAGAAUGGUGCUUCCAGUUGUGGCAAAGACGAACCCCAUCUUCAACGCCCUCCUCUACUCAUUUGGAAAUGAGUUCUACCGAGGCGGCGUGUGGCACUUCCUCACCGGACAGAAGAUCGUCGAUCCGAUGGUCAAGAAGUCGAACUGAAUGUAAUUGUUCUGGCACGAGUCCUAAACUGUGAUUUCGUCUUAUCGUAGGUUCCUCAUUACUCACUGGUCUGGUGUUGUGCAUGUUAAUGAGCCAUUGACAGUAGCUGUAGCUGAAGCUCGAGACAGUCUCUACAUCUGGAACGGCCACAGUAGCCUCAUGCUGGAUUCCUGUAAAUCUCCGAAAUGUGUUGCAGGUACUUUAUCCAUUUUCAAAUUGUUGUAUUUAUCUUACAGCCGUUUGUGUUUAACCUGCACUGCUCCUCCGUCCGUGUUUUGACCACUUACAAUAAACACAUUGUGUUGCUGCUC
Acanthopagrus latus (yellowfin seabream) is the source of this 1604-nucleotide messenger RNA. RefSeq names its product retinal G protein coupled receptor b (gene rgrb). Lineage: Eukaryota; Metazoa; Chordata; Actinopteri; Spariformes; Sparidae. The record is from RefSeq and is a predicted model, not a curated record. Gene Ontology annotation, molecular function: G protein-coupled receptor activity. Gene Ontology annotation, cellular component: membrane. The transcript has 7 exons. Bases 412 to 1293 code for a protein of 293 amino acids. Gene Ontology annotation, biological process: visual perception; phototransduction; G protein-coupled receptor signaling pathway.